AUGUACCAAGGUCUUAUGGAUCACUUGGCUUUGCAAGCAACAGAACACAACCUUACACCAAGAAAAUUAGUAAUUCUGCCAUCAUCCUUUCAAGGGUCACCCAGAGCCAUGCAGCAGAACUUCCAAGACGCAAUGGCGAUAGUUUCAAAGCAUGGGCGCCCAGACCUGUUCAUAACAUUUACAUGCAAUCCGACGUGUAAAGACAUUUUAGAUUCACUUCUGCCCAACCAAAGACCAGAACACCGACCAGACAUUGUCAGCCGUGUCUUUAAACUACACCUGGCAGAACUACUAGAUGACAUCAGAAACAAGCAUGUCCUUGGAGUGCCAAUCGCUUACAUAUACGUCAUUGAAUUUCAAAAACGUGGCCUUCCCCACUGCCACCUCUUACUUAUAUUGGCAGAAGGAAGCAAACUGAAAGAACCGGCCGAUAUUGACAGUGUAAUAUCAGCCGAAAUCCCAGAUCAACAAAGCGAACCACACCUGUACAAUAUCGUCAAGAGCACGAUGGUUCAUGGACCUUGCGGCUCAUUCAACCACGCUUCCCCAUACAUGGUAGAUAACAAGUGUUCAAAGGACUACCCCAAAGCCUUCCAAGAUAGCACAGCCCUGGCAGUCAACGGUUACCCACUGUACAGACGUCGAGACAACGGACGAACCAUAAUCGUUGGGCGACAUGAAAUAGAUAACAGGUGGAUAGUGCCUUACAACCCAUAUCUCACGAAGAAAUUCUAUGCCCACAUCAAUGUAGAGGCAUGUACGUCAAUCAAGUCCGUCAAAUAUUUAUUCAAAUACGUGUACAAAGGCCACGACUGCGCAAAUGUCAGAAUAACUCAGACAGAUGAGCUCACACAUGACGAAGUCCACACUUUUUUGGAUACAAGAUAUGUCAGUGCACCAGAGGCCUUUUGGAGACUAUCCGAAUUCCACAUGCACCAACAGUCCCACACUGUGUACCGUCUUGCCAUCCACCUCCCAAACCAACAGCAUGUUUACUUUGAAAAAGGAAACCACGAAUCUGCCAUGCUUGCAGCAUCAGCUCAUGACACAAUGCUAACGGCUUAUUUCACAAUAAACUCGCGCAACCCGACGCCUUACCUGUAUACACAGCUCCCGAAUCACUUCGUUUGGCAAAACCAAACACAUCAAUGGACACCUAGAAAACAAAGAGGAGACAAGAUACUCCCACGUAUCUACUCCGUCAGCCCCAAGGACACAGAAAAAUACUGCCUACGUAUACUUUUGCACCACGUUACAGGUGCAACAAGUUUUGAACACUUGAGGACCAUAGACGACCAAGUUCUUCCAACAUUCAAGGAAGCAUGCAUACAACGCCAUCUCCUAACUGAUGACAAAGAAUGGGACUACGCCUUGAAAGAGGCCUCUCGGUUUCAGAUGCCCAGUCAACUCCGAGCCCUGUUUGCCACGAUAUGCAUGUACUGUCUGCCUACGCAUGCGUCAACACUGUGGGAUUCGCAUAAAGUGGCGAUGACUGAAGAUUACACUGACCUUCACCACCUGUCACCCACAGCAGCUGAACAGAAGGCCCUGCUCCAUAUAGACUCCAUAUUACGUCAGGCCAGUAUGAAAUGCUCUGAUUUUAACCUACCACUGAUGGAUACACAAGAAAUCAUCACAAACGAUACCCCACAGUUCAAUGUCAGCCCACAACAAGCACAGGAACUAAUCGCCAAACUCAAUGACGACCAACACAGUUUCGUGCAGGCAGUCAUCCAAGACCUACAUGACAUCCAAACAGCAGCUACCCCUAAAUGCAGAGCGUAUUUUCUGGAUGGGCCAGGGGGCACCGGAAAGACACUGUGCUAUAACACCCUCAUUUCCUACUGCCAUAGCGAGAGACAACUGGUUGCCGCAACUGCAUGGACAGGUAUUGCAGCUACAUUGUUGACAGACGGUCGUACAGUACACAAUCUAUUCAAAUUGCCUGUACCCAUCCUAGACACAAGUGUCAGUAAUGUCAAGCCAAAUUCAAAUCAUGCCGACUUCCUUCGUUCCGUCACCCUAUUUAUCAUUGAUGAAGCUUCGAUGAUUCCGUCUAAUGCUCUGACAGCCAUAGAUAAAAUGCUGAGGGAUAUAGCUGACAUUGACAUACCAUUUGGUGGGAAAAUCUUUGUCCUUGGUGGAGACUUCAGACAAGUACUUCCAGUUAUCCCAAAGAAACCACCUGCAGUUGUCAUCGAAAACUGCUUAAAACGUUCACCUCUCUGGCCUCAUUUGACACUCCACCACCUCACCAAAAACAUGAGAGCCCUUCAGAGCGAACAGACCUUUGCCAGCUGGCUCCUGCAUCUCGGAAAUGGUCAACUCCACGCAGACACUAACAUUCAGAAUACAAUACAAAUUCCACCAGAAUGCAACAUAGUCAGUCAGCACACAAAUAUUGUCGAUCAAAUUUUCUCAGACCUUACGCAACCAAGAAAUUUAGCCACCACAGUCAUUUUGACCCCAACAAAUGACUCUUCACUACGGAUCAAUGACUCUGUCAUUGAAAGACUACCCGGUACACCUAAACUCUAUACAAGUGCAGAUCGUGCCAUUUGUGUAGAUGAAAAGGAAGCUCAACAGUAUCCCCUGGAAUUCUUAAAUUCCAUCACUCCCACCGGCAUGCCUCCACACCGCCUGCUACUAAAGCAAGAAUCAAUUGUCAUGCUCUUGAGAAACUUGGAUGUCAAAAGAGGAUUGUGUAAUGGUACCAGACUGUUAGUGCGCCACCUACAUAAUCAUGUCAUCGAUGCGGAAAUUAUAACAGGAUCCAGUAAGGGUCAAUUAGUGCUGAUACCACGCAUAAAACUAGCACCUUCUGAUGCCAACCUACCUUUCAUCCUUGAAAGAACACAAUUUCCUAUACGAGCUAGCUACUGCAUGACAAUAAACAAAGCACAGGGACAAACUUUCAACAAAGUUGGCAUCUUUCUUCCACAGUCAGUGUUUAGUCAUGGCCAACUCUAUGUUGCCUUCUCAAGAGCACGCCGUUUUCAGGAUAUCUUUGUCCAGGUCCUCCAGUCGCCAACGCAAGGAGUCUUCAACAACAAAACUGUGACAAACAAUAUUGUUUACAAGGAAGUCCUAUAA
Messenger RNA from Priapulus caudatus, 3093 nucleotides. RefSeq lists its product as uncharacterized. Gene Ontology annotation, molecular function: DNA helicase activity. The record is from RefSeq and is a predicted model, not a curated record. The transcript has a single exon. Gene Ontology annotation, biological process: DNA repair; telomere maintenance. The coding region runs from base 1 to 3093 and encodes 1030 amino acids. Lineage: Eukaryota; Metazoa; Priapulida; Priapulimorpha; Priapulimorphida; Priapulidae.